Diaporthe citri is the source of this 17697-nucleotide messenger RNA. RefSeq lists its product as uncharacterized. The transcript has 3 exons. The record is from RefSeq and is a predicted model, not a curated record. The coding region runs from base 1 to 17697 and encodes 5898 amino acids. Lineage: Eukaryota; Fungi; Ascomycota; Sordariomycetes; Diaporthales; Diaporthaceae.
AUGAGCGAGCGCCGUCGCCGUUGGAGCCCGGAGAGCUCGCGGCGCAGGCGCAAAGCCAAGCGGGACUCGAGAGAGCAGCUCGUCCUAGAUGACCCUUCCAUGGCGCCCGACUCCAGGUCCAUGGCUCCCGCAACAGCAACAGAGAGCACCUUUGCAAGCUCCUACUCCUACGCCUAUCCGGGCGCGCCCCAGAGCCAGGCGCCCUCUUCCUCAUUCCAGUACCAAACGUCCCAGCCCCCGGACCAGCAGCCUCUCCCCGGCGGCCCCGGAGGCCCAAUCACCAUGCGCAGCAACGAUGACCUCCGGACUUCAGCACCAAUGCCCAUGCCAGGACCGUCUCGUGGCCAUGACCGCGAGCUGGACCGCCGGCGAACACGAAGAAACCGUCAUGGCUCCCCCUCGAGCUCCGAUGCCCUGUCGCUCUCGUCGUCCAGCAGCUCCUCCUACCUGGAGAUAUCGCGGUGGUAUCCGAGCUUCGGGCGGUCGGGAGGCGUCCUCAACGCUUUUUUCAAGACGCCCUCGGAGCAUAGACAGCGCAUCCGGCGCAGGCGGAGCCUGAAGAAGAAGAAGAACAGGGGCAUAUUCGGGUUCGGCAACAACUCCUCGUCAUCGAGUGUGAACUCGGACAUGGCGUACGGGAUGGGCUUCGUGAGGAAGCCAAAGAGCCGGAACUUCAGCCCCAGGGGCGAGCGAGCGGCCGGCCUGGAGAGAUCGGAUGGGAGGCCGGCGCAGGCUCAGCGGCGCCAGACAGACAAGGAGAUACUCGAGAUUGGACGGAAGCUGGCCAAGGUCGCGAGGGAUUCGAAUAGGGAAGACUUGCGCGCCACGGGAAAGAGGACGCCGGGCCAAUUCUCGGCUGCGCAAGAUACCUGGGACAAGUACCCACGCCAGAACAGCGGCGGAUACGCCGCCUCGAGCCGUGGAAUCGCGCCCUCAAAACACGGUCGCCACUCGUCAUCCUCGUCCUCCGACGACGAGUGGGAGUCUGCGUCUGAAGGCGAGUACAGCAGUGACGAGAGCAACUCCGGCCUGGCGUACGGUGCCGCGGUGGACCUUGGCAGGUCGCCAGCGCCCAAAUCCUCGGUGAGCAGGCAGUCUACAAUGCAAUCGGCCCGGCCGCCAGAGGAUAUCAGGCCGCCGGACAGGAAGUCAUCGGUCGUCGACCCUAGGCUGUUCGGCCCGGUGAACUCGCUUCGCGGGCUCAUCAACACACCAUGCGGUUAUGACAGAAACAGCGUCUACACUAUUCCCGGGACCGCAGAACAGAGGUAUGCAGGCUCUGCGGGCACAGCGGAGAGCGCCUCGAUCGAGGCAAGGCCGAUGCAGACAGUCUACCCCGUGCAGACGUCAGACCCUUCGAGGGUUGACGCCGCGAGAGCCUCGGGCUCGUUCGUGUCAUCGCAGCCAAGUUUCUCAGCACUGUCGCGUGAGCCGUCCCACUCGUCACGCCGUCCCGAGCCACUCCCCAUCCAGGCUCCUAAACCCAUUGCCCCGGUCCGAUCUAGCAUGUAUGACGAGCAACGAAUCCGUGACUCGGAGCAGACCUCGCCACGGGAAUCUCGAGUCAGGCCGAGCGAGAACAAGACAUUUGCCGAGACAGCCUUGGUGGGUGCAGGCGUUGCGGCACUCGGCGCAGCAAUCAUGGCCGGUCGUGACAAGGGCAAGGGCAAAGAGAAAGAGAGAGACCCUGAGCUGAGGCAAGGCCGCCAUGAGAGGUACGGGCAUGACGACCAUCGCGAGGAGGGCACCGUCGUGCAGGACUCCCGCCGGGCCAAAGAACUUGCCCUCGAGAAGGAAAUCGAGAGACUUGAGAGGGCCCUCGCGGACCGCAACAAGGCUCGAGAACAGCGCAGACGUGAUUCGAAGCGGGACAGUGCACCGGAGCCACUCGUGAGCCGGGCAGCUGAUGCGGACGCGGAACUCGAUCGUGAAAAGAGACGUCGCGACCGCGAUUCAAGAUACAGUGAACCUGAUUACGGCCACGAACGACCGGAAACAAGCAGAAGGGUUAGUGAGCCUGGCGAGCGGCCAGCCGCUGUUGAUUCCGGCCAAACCCGUCGUGCUGAACUCCCGGCCGUCCCCUCAUCGAGCGGUGUUGACGUUUUCCAGUUUCAGGUACCCGACGAUGCAUUCAGAACGAGGGAUAGUCCAUUAAGAGCGGCUUCUCCCGUCAUCAUCGAUGUAACACCAGCACCUUCACCUCCUCUAGAAGAAGAGCACCGGAGGAGCCGCCGGGAUUCCUUCGAGGACGAGAUGCGUGACGCCAAGCACAUAUAUGACGAGUCCAUGCACUCUACGGCUCCUAUCUCGGCCGUUGACAUGGCCGCUGCUAUCGCAGCUACGGAAAGGGCUCGGCAUCAUGACGAGCCUGAACGUGGCCGCACGCUCCAUAAGACGCAGGAUCUUGUCCAAGAGGAAGCCAACGCCUACUACCACGCCCGCAGGAUGGCUGAGAGGGAGGUCAGCUCUCGCAGCCGCAGCAAAUCGAAGGAGCGUUCGGUCGUUGAGAAGUACAACAAGGACAGGGACAACGAGUCCCAGGGUGCCGAGAUUGUCCGCAUCGUCACCCCGCCGGAGAUGAUGCAGAAGCCGCAGAAGCACAAGUACAGCGAACCCAACGCGGAUUUCAGGUUUGACCAUCUGAUGAGCCCCAAGGACCUUGACCACUUCAGGCCCCAUGAGUAUCUAGUGCGCGACCCGUCUGCGGAACGUCCACGGCCUUAUCUAAACCUGGUCAUCCCAACACCUGUGCCUACACCGACGCCGGACAGUCAGAAAAAGAAAACUGUUUCAUCAAGGUCUCCCGAGCCGGUGGUGGAAGAACCCAAGAAGGAGGAGGUUCCCGAGGUUGUCAUCUCGCCUCGAGGCGAGGUUGUUGAAGCGCCGCAGACUCCGACGUCCAAGCGUGUCUCCUGGGGCCCGAGUGAGACCCAGCAAUACGAGGUCGAGAGCCCGGAUAGAUCGUCGGAGCGCAACUCCCGGUCCUACGAGAGGCCGAGGUCGCCAAAUAGGAGCAGUGGCUGGGGCGCGACGGCAGCUGCUGUUGCCGGCAUCGCCGCAGCUGCAGCGCUGUCCAAGGAUGACAAGCCUGAGCCAUCGAGCCGUGACGACCGCUCCAAGGACUCUGCGGGCGCAAAGUCGUCAGAGGGCUCACGCUCCCCGCCUAGCCGCAAGGUACUGCCCAAAGGCACGGCACCAUCUCGAUUUGACGAUGAACCCGAGGACGUUCCGCCGGCCCCCGGCCCGAAACCUGCCAGCCCGCGCAGCUCACAAAUGCCGGGCGCUUUCGCGGACGACCUCGACUUUGCGGCGACUCUGGCUGCUGGACUGCAAGACACAGGUUUUGACCCAAACAUCGUCAUCGAGGAUGCUGCGUACCGCAGACGCGACUCACCGCCCGGCUCCAACGAGCAUACCGGGGUAUACGUGCAACCUUACUCUGAGACUGUGACUGAUCUGGGUGUAAUCGAUGUUGACGAUGGGUCACGGACAUCACGGCAAUCUGGAUAUGUCAUUGGUGAGCUGGCAGACACGCCCGCCAGUGAGGAAGGCUCGGCUUUUGAUUGGGUCGAGGGCUCCUCCCGUAGGCAGUCGAAGUCAGAGAAGAGACGAUCUGUGGGCAGCGACAACGUUGAAGUCCAAGACCUUAAAGAGGGAUCUCCAAAACUCAGCAAGAAGGAGCAACGCAAGAUCGAAAAAGCAGCCCGCGCUGCAAAGCUCGCCGAGGAAGAAGAUCGGUCUACUCAACCGGCAGAUGCCGGCGAUGAUGACUGGAAGGAGGCAUCUACCUCGAAAAAGUCCAAGCGAUCAUCCAAACAGCCAAGACGAACAAGUGUUGGCUGGGAUGACGCGGACACGCCCGUGAACGACAGGCGCGUUUCGGUCCCAGUCGAUGCUUUUGAUGAUCUCGAGGACACCAAGCCGGUGGAUAAUGCGUGGGACGAACCGCACAGGACAAGCAAGUCGAAGCGCGACUCCAAGAGCUACGACCUGGCCGAAGAUCCUUCUGAUCGGCGGGAGAGACGCCGGGAAGAGAGACGAAGAUCAGACUUCUAUGAGCCACUUGACAGGGACGUUACUUCUGUGGUAUCUGAUACCAGGCAUGACGACCGAUCAAACGGUCGGGGCCGCCACCAACAUGACGAUGAAAGGUCUGUAGUCUCCGCGCCUGACGGCAAGAGAGAUAGCAAGCCGGACAAGAGAAGCAGCAAAGAGGAGAAGCGGAGCAGCGGUGGCUUCUGGGGCCUGUUGAAGGGGUCCAAUGGCGUCGACGGCGAAAACCAGUCAAAAAAAGAUAACGCCGGCACUCUUGGCGCGGGUGCCGGCCUAGCAGGAGCCGUAGCAGGAGCCUAUGUCGCAGCAGGCAGCCUUGCUUCGCGCUCUGAUGCCGCCGAAGCUCCCUCGGAACAAGAGGAGACCCAACACGUCAUCGUGGACGUGGACCAUCCCUCUGGGCGGCGUCCAGACAGCCCCAGUCGAGGCAUCGAUGUCUUCGACUUCCAGGACCCGGACAUUACGCCUCGGGUCAUCAAGCCUGCUAUCGAUCCUCAGUAUGGCGACCUCCUCCCCCUGCCACCGAGUCCCAGCGAGGAGCAGAAGCUGGACUUCGAUGUCAGCGAUGAUCUGCCUUCCCUGCCAGAUAGCCGGCCUGCUACGCCUCCCGGCCAAGAAAAGCUGUUGCCGCGGGAAAAGAGAGACAGCAGUCAGAAACGUCCCGCGCACUCCCGCCGCAGAAGUGCCUACGACGUGCCCCUCAAGUCUCCAAGCCACACCGCGAUCCCGAUCGCGUUCCGCAUGGGUCAGCGGUCAUCAAUUCCAUCCUCACCUAGAGUUGUCAGCAAUCCUACCUCGGCGCACCAGUCACCUGCGGUUGACACCCAGGAGACGUUCUCGAGUCCGUCUAACAAGAGGUCACCUCGGCCCCCGUCUUGGGACAGGCCGACAUCCUGGGAAAGCACUCGGGAGAUCAAGCCGCUCUACCUGAUCGAGCGCUCGGCUCACGCUGGUGCUGAUGGUGGUGGUCAGGAGCAUGACGACAGCGCCGAGAACACGCCGCUGCCACCGAGCAGAGAGUCGCCCGCGCCUGAAUCCGAAGACGGUGACGAUGCUGACAAGGAAGCACGUGUCCUCGAUUCCGCGCCGCUCUUCGUCGACACCGCGGUGGCCAGGACUGUCCCUCUAGGGUCGCAGGAAUCUACGCCUAAAGGGCUUACGCAAACCGAUUCUGGGCUGCCAGACUCCGCUCGAGAAUUUGGUACGAUUCCCAAGGGUGCGACUGGCCCCAGUCACAUUGACUCCGGUCUACCUCGCUCAGCCAAGGACGUCGACAUACCGCUCACGGAGGAACCGCACCAAAGCCCGUUGCUGGAGUCGAGCUACGCUACACCUACAGGGUCUCCACGUCUUGAAGCCGAGGCAAGGCCUCAAGUCCAGCGUGACGAAUCCACAGAGUCAAUUUCAGAUUUCAGGGACGCUCUGGAUAGACCUGCUCUCGAUGAGGACAUCGGCAAGGGCCAGUUGCAAGAUAUCAACCGGGGAAUCGAGGAGGAGCAGCCUCCCUACAAAGCGGAAUCCACUUCCGGGGAUAAGCACGACAAGCCAGGCUACUUCUCAUCUGCCUUGUCAAUGCUGCCGGCUGCAGGCCUAGUUGGUGUAGGGGCUUUCCUUGGACGUGGAUCGCGCGACGACACAGCGGCAAGCGUGGAAGACCACCCCAGCCGGGGCACUCAAGGAUCUACUGCAAAAUCAAUUGAUCAGCCGGGAGAUGCCAGCGUUGUUCCAGAAUUCGAGGCAAGUCAGGCCGGUACAACAGCCCCAAUUGAUCUGGGCGACCAGGGGCAAGCUCCGCCUACUGCAGGUGCCGGCAAAUCGGGACCGGACACACCUUUGGACACUAUCGAAGGCGCUGACGUCUCGGUGCCCAACGACUCGCCUGCAGCGCAUAGGCGCCCUGAAGGGACACUGUUAAUCAGUGAUCUACAGCAAGUCGAAGACGUUUCCCUUGACAUCAAGGGACUUGAAGACCAAGAGGCAUCUGUCAUUGACGACACAAGUGUCACUCUCCCUCCGUCGUCAACUCAACUACCCGGCAAUGAUUUGAGCACAAGCCCGAUACCGCGCCCAGAAGACAUGGAAACAAUUCCAGAGACACCCGUUGACACGGUCGAAUGGCCCGAGAGCACGCCCAAGAAAAAGAAGGGCAAGAAGGGCAAGAAGAAGCAGGGCAGCAUUGGCGCCGCUUCCAUUCCGGUGACGACUGAAUCAAGCGCCCAGGACUCUUCUGAAUUACAGCAAGACACACUCAACCUGGAGGAACCGAUUUCGAAGGCGACUGAAGAGCCAUCUCUUGUGCCCCAUUCCACAACGUCUUCAUGGGACCACAUUACCCGGGAGAAAGACGUGCACGAUACAACCGAGGCGUCCACCAUACCUGGCCCUCUUAGCCAAUCCCAAAGUCAGGUUGAAGAGCCCCAAGUCAGCAAUCGCAGCCGGAGAUCGUCUUCGAACGCGAGGAGGUUGCGGUCAUCACGCAGUAGCAUGUCACCACAUGGCAGUGUAGACCGGCCUGGAUCACCAGAUGUCUUCCACAGCGGUGAUGACGGCAUCGUGUCACCGCCUAGCGCUUCUGCCUCUGCCCGUAGCUCCACUGGGCAGAAAUACAAGAAGACCAGGUCCCUUCGAUCGUCGCGCAGGUCGUCUUUAGCUUCGCAGGGCUCUGGCCAUGGGAAUGAGCCUGGAUUGGGUGAGGCUGUUGCUUUUGAUCAACCUGGUACCAGCUUUAGGGAACACAAAGAGUUGUAUGAGGUUGAUCAAAGUUCACCUAUACAGCAACAUGGCGUCGGAGGAAGCCUCGAAAGCCCGCUUGAGGUCGUGGAACUACGGGUCUCAAGUCCGUUGAAUGUCGUUGAGGAGCACAGCUACGCCCAGCCCGAAAUCCAUGACGAGCCUGAGGUGAAGACAGCUGGCAUAGUCGACGAACCCGCUUCCGCGCAGCCCGAGCCGUUCUCGGGAGACGUUCAGCGCAUCGGAAGUCCAAUUGUUGAAGACGCACAGAGAAGCAUCGAUCUCGCCGAGAGCAGUUUGCAAGAAUCCACCCCAUCGGCUAUUCAUCACACCUCACCUACCUCGCCUCAAAGGGCUGAGGAAGGAAGCGCAGGAGGUCUGGCAUCUGAGUCACUUAAUGAGAGCUCAGGUAUUCUUGGACCAUGCUCAUUCCAGGACCCGCUGUAUGCAGGCGAUGAAGCUGUUCAACCCCCAAGUGAAUCUGUCAUUGAGGAGCAGCCGUCAGAGAAGCUCCCAACAGAUCUAUCAGGGGGCAUAUCGCAGCGCUCAGAGCCGCAACAAGCUGUACACGAUGAUUUGCAACAGAAAGCCGAAUCCCUUCCUCCUGUCAGUUCGGUGGAGCAGUCCGAGCAGCCCUUCAGCAGCACCAGCGUGGGAGAACCCAUCCAAACGCUACCGACUCCUAGCUCGCCGCCGCAUGCGGAUAAGAGCCUCAGCGAACUGGAGCAGUCUACUACUGAAGGCGUAACAGAGCCGGAGCUGCAAGACCCAAAUCCAAUUCUCGCUUCAACGGAAGAUGACGACUCUUUCACCACGAAGAAGUCCAAGAAGAACAAAAAGAAGCGGAAGAGCAGCACAAUCAUCGGUGGAACGGUCCAGUCUUCGGGCACAACCACGCCAGCGGAGCUCGAUCUCAACAGACAGCCAGUCGAGUCAUCUAUCGAGCCAUCAACAAGCCCUCAAGAUGAUGCCACGUUGGAAGGAUCGCCAUCCACGGUCAAAGGAGCCCCCUCGGAGCUCGCACAGCAGCCCGGCAGCACUGAAUUCAGUGGUUUGCAGCAGUCUGGCAAGUCCGUGGAACCGGCAGGUGACAGCAGCAAGUCGGUCGAGCCAAUAUUCCCUGUGAGCGAGAACAAGAGCUCCGUCGAGCCCCUCCAAACGGCGGAUCCCACUGUCCUUCCUGUUUUAGAUGAUGUCCCUUCCGAAAUUGCCAUCCCGGAGCUAGAGAAGCCUGACCUCGGAUCACAAGAGAAGCCCGGAGAUAUCCUCGAUGAAGACGAGAUAGCCCGCCGCGAAGCCGAGGCUGAUUUGAUCCGUGACGAGGAAGCUGAGAUCUCCAAAUUACAGUCAAAAAAGAAGCUCAAACCAAAGGAGAAGACACGCCUCAAGCAGUUGAAAGCCAAUGCUGACAGGCGCGGUGAGGAGGCCGAGGCCAUGGCACAAACAGUCUCUCCAGUCGAACGAGACAUCCCUGGAGCACAUAUCCCCGACAGCUCGAUUCAACAGCCUGCGGUAGAAGAAUCCACUUUACCGGUGACAGAGGAACCAAUUCUGACCGGGGAGGAGGCCAAGACUGAUCGAGUUACUCUCGCCACCGAAUCGCUGCCGCCACAAGUAAUUUCCGGUUCUGAAGAGGCUGCUCCAGGGAGUACUGAAAGCGCCGGCCCGUCUGUGGAGGUGACUUCGCAGUCCCAACAAGUUGCCGGAACUAGCCCUACGUCCGGAGAUUUUCCCCCGCCGCUCGAUGAGUCCACCCAACAGAGAGAGCUACAACCAGAAGCGGAAGUCGCCGAGGACGCUGAGGACCUCGCCCGCCGUGAAGCUGAAGCUGCGCUGAUCCGAGACGAGGAAGCUGAACUUGCCAGGCUCGAAAGCAAGAAGAAGCCCAACAAGAAGGACAAAGUGCGCAUGAGAAUUCUGAGAUCCAAUUCUGAACGACGGGCUCAGGAAGCAGAUGCCGCUGCCCCGCCACAAAAUGAGGAGCAAGACAAGGCAGACCUGGAAACGCCUCUCCCUGAAGAUCAAGCAGGAAGCAGCUCGCAGUCCCAAGAAGACACCACCCGCGACCCUGUCAGUCAAGACACGCGUGAGACUCGCACCGAUGGCUCACAGUCCAUUGAAGACGCGAUCCAAGCUUCAGACGAAAUCAGCGCCAGCACCCACCCACAUGUCGCCAGCAGCUUCAGUCACCCCGAGGGUGACUUAGGGGCGGCAAACGUGGGAGAAAGCACCCAGACACAGUCACGGACGCACGACUUGAGCCAAUUCCGGGCUGGGGACUCACUUGGCGAAGCAACAGUUGGCACUGGGCCUUCGCAAUUGGAGCAAAGUUUGGAAGAACAACCUGUGCGCCAGGUCGAGCUAGAAAGCGCUCAGUCAGACAGCACUCGGCCAGACAGCGCUCAAUUCGACGGCGCUCAUUCAGACAGCGCCCAAAUACCCCAAAUUCGCGUCGAAGACACAAGCGCAAAACUUGACCCGCUUCCCGACGAGUGCCACGCCUUGGACGCACCUCAAUCCCAAUCCAGACGGGAUAGUCUGCCACAAAUCGAGGAGGCUGCCUCAGACUCUGUUGAAAUGCAAUCUCGCAAGGACAAUUUUGGCAUGGCAGGCACUCAGAUCGAGGACUCAAAUCAAGCUCGAGAUGACGGCCCACCGUUCGAAGUUCAAGAGGACGUCGUUGCUGCUGGUAUCCAUUCUGGACAAGCCAGCCAAGCCCCAGCUCAGGAGCCUGUACUCGUCUCAGACAUAACAGAGGAAACUGACCGGGGGACCAACAUCAGCAGUCCAUUCGGUGGAUCUGAGCAGCCUGCCGUCACUGUCACCGAGCUGCUCGAAGACCCAGAGUCAGAGUGGCCAGUCAUGAGCAAGAAGUCCAAGAAAGACAAGAAGAAGAAGCGCAAGGGCACCAUCUCUGACGGCAGCGGCCAGAACUCUGGCACAGCGACACCCUUCUUUGAUGCCAGCGAGCAAUCACCAAUCGUCGAAUCCCGCGGUUUGACCGACACGGUGCCGGGCAGCAGCGAAGAUGUGGCUCAACCUGGCUCAUCCGAACCAAUGUUCGUCGAACAAGGCCAACAACCUAGUGCAAGCCUCGCCUUGGACGAUGAGACAGCUAAAGACAUCAAAUUGGACGAGACUACGGCAGGCCAGCCGUUGGAAGGCAGCAUUCCAGAACAGCAAGAGACGAGCCUCAGCCUUGGAGGAUCCGUCCCAGCCUCAGGGAUCAGCGAUGACAACAUAGGCAAGGACUUGAUUGAAGAGGCCGUAGUGACCCGACCUUUGGAAAGCAGUGCUACAGAACCUCAAGAAGUGAGCCUCCGCACUGAAGGUGAUGUUCCAGAAAACGACGAAGAAACGGUUCCUGCAAUCGUCGUCCCUAGAUCCGAGCGAGAGCAAGUUGUCUUUGACGAAGAGCCUGAGUCCCAACCUGUCUCCAAGAAAUCGAAAGAGGACAAGAAAAAGAAGCGCAAGAACACGCUUUCGGGAGACCUUUCAUUGCCUUCAGGCUCAGCAACUCCAAUCGCGAUAGACGAGCCGGAGCAGCCAUCCAGCCUCGCAGAGACACCAGUCACUUUGGAGGGCGGACAACCUGCCUUGGAACGUUCUUUGCCAUUGGACAUUACCGAAAAGCCAGCUCCGAUACCGUCUACAAUCGAAGAGACCUCGGCCACAAAGUCGCCGGUGUUGGAGACAGUACAAUCUGCUGAGGAGCAGCCCGUGCCACACAGCGUCAGUGAAGAGCCAUCGAAAUCGCCCACGCUUGGAGAUCUGCCUACAAGUAUCCCGGAGCCAGAGCCAGAGCAGCUUGCGCAGGAAGAACCAGGAUUCUUCAUCACCAAGAAGUCCAAGAAAGACAAAAAGCGGAAGAAAACGCUUUCCGGGACCAUCACGCCCAUGAAUGAAUCUGGCGAGGCAUCCUUACCUUCUGAACCUGCGGGAACUCGAGAGCCCAACCUCGGGAGCACUCAACACCCGAGUUCGCCGCCUUUGCCACCUUCUAAGCCCGAGCGAACCUCCUCCAAUGACCUGGUAGAAGAUACUCCCUUGCCCACUGAGCACGCAGAGGUGCUCCCUCCCGCCCACCUGCCAGAGACGGAGGGACUGCGUUCCACGCCUCUCGACUCCAAAACUGAAACCCCGCAAGUCGAGCUAGAUCAAGCCAGCCGACCUGGUCGAAAGAGCGAUGGCUGGGGCUUCCUCGCGGGUGCUAUCGCCGGCGCCGGUGUGGCUUCAACGAUCCCUCGCAGCCAUGAUAAAUCUCCUGAGCGCGACGCACUGCCAGAGGCUAUCGCCGCUGGACACAGUCCUAUUCAAACUGUUGGAACAGACACGCUUGCGUCUCGGCCUAGCCUCAAUUUCGCAGAUGUCGUUGAGACUGCCACGGCGUCGGAUUUCAAGGACCAGGAGCGAUCCGAAGCCACCAAAAUCAGCCGGGAUCAACCUCAAAGCCUGUCAUUUCCGGUCGAAGAAAGAGGUCUGCCAGAUGAGGUUGUUCAACAGCCAAAGCCAAUCCAGGAAGACGCUUCGGAUGUGAUCGCUACCCCCAAGGAAAGCCAAGAAGAGGACUCCGCGAGCCUCAACCGCGAUGUUGUGGAUUUCAGCCCGUCUAGUACUCAAAUCCCUUUGGAGAAAGAUGUCAAACAGGAGGAAGUGCUCCCUUCUGGUCACUUCGUCCAAGAACCGAGCAACAUUGAGGAAGUAGACCCUGAUCUUCAAGGCUCGCUAAGAGAGGAGCAGACCACAAUCUCGGAGCCUCAAUCUCAACUUGACGAUUGGACACAAACCUCUUCUUCUAAUAAUAAGAAGAAGAGGAAAGACAAGAAGAGGAAGAGCUCCAGCACUCCAUGGUCAGAGAUCGGAAGCGGUGCCCAUACACCCAUCACCGAAGAACCAAGUGCGUCCCAGGAUCUCGGCAUUGGUACGAACGAGCGCUCAAUGAGGUUCGACACUGGUGAUCUCACUCGGCCUCAAGAUGACUUGGCUAAGCAGCCAGGCCCAGAGCCAGAGCUCAAGGCAACCGAGGAGGGACACAGCGCUCUUCUCGCCGGAGACGAAUUCAGAGAAGAAGCGUCCUUGGGAGGCGUGCCGCAAUCUGGCACUGCAGAUAUCGCCAAGGACACAAUCACGUCGCCAAAGUUACACAGCACAGAUGGCGAUCGUGAUGCCACUCCUAUCGGAACAGAAGACCAAACACUCGAAAACCUUGGCUUGGGACAGAUCCAGAAGGGGAGCCACAGCAGCGAGACAAUCAGCAGCCCAGUUUUGGAACCCAAAGUCGACGACAGGAACGAAGCGCCCGUGACGGCAACUCAACCUCACGAAGAACUGCCCAUCUCUGCCGGACAGACUCAAGAGUUUUCGGACCGUCGAUCUCAAGAGCACGAUGAAUUCGCUCGUGACAUCGGUUCCGCAUCAACAGAAGCCUUCGCAACCCCACUGCAACUGCCGACCGGGACGCAAGAAGUUGAUCCUUGGGCUAAUACAGUUGACGACCAGCCCUUAGAUCUUUCCGUCGCGAGGGACUCCGGCAAUGACAACGCCCAGAUUGGCACUGGUCUCAGCCGAUCACUUGACACCGAACCUGAGUCGUCGACUUCGGUUCGUCAAACUGCUACAGAACCAGCAGACACGCCGGCAGAGCAAAGCUACGAGCCGACUGCCGAUGACUUGUGGGAACCCAUCCCCAAGAAAUUGUCCAAAAAGGAAAAGCGCAAGGCCAAGAAGGGCUCUCUGUCAACCGGUGUGCCAGAACUUACGACACCCACUCCUGAAGAUGACAGUCAACAGAUCUCCAGGGAGACAGCAUCAGAUGCACUUGGUAUCUCUUCUCAGCAAACUUCCCCAGUUCUUGGACAACGAGACGAACCCGUGGCGGCAGAUGUGGAAAAGAUCGACCUGGAUCGCUCACUUGAGCACGAGAAUGAGCCGAUAUCUGUGCAGCCGCCGGAAGAGCAGCCAUCCCAGGCACAUGAGAUGUCAGUGGAAGAGACGCCCGUUCUUUCUCGCAAGAUGUCAAAGAAAGAAAAGAGAAAGGCAAAGAAGGCGUCACUUUCUGCCUGGGAAGACGAUGUCGUCGAGCCAGUCGAGCCCAGCCAGUCUCAAAACCCAAUCACAGUGGAGACGCAAGGCCAAGACAUCCCGACCACUUCCAGCCCGAUCUUGGAGCCAGAAGUGGGACAAAAGGAGGCGAUUCAAAUAUCCGGUUCUGCCGACCCACAGUUAGAAGAAGAGGUCUCCGAAGGCAUGAGUCCAUCUACUGCGAAGGAUGCCACGGCCGAUGACGCAUGGGCCACUCCGAUAUCCCGUAAGAAAUCGAAGAAAGACAGGAAGAAGAAGGGCAAACAGUCCUCGUCUGGAUCGGUUUCUGGCAGUCAAACCCCUGCAGUUGUGGAACCGCUCAUUUUGCAUGGUGUAGACGCUGUCGAGAGUGGUGUACCUGUUCCAGAGCGAUCUGGCACUCCCGGUCAGCCUACAGACGUCAGUCAAUUCGAGGAUCACAAUGAUCGUCGACCGUCAGAGAUAGACACUUCUUUACCAGACAACAACGACAGGGGAUUUGACCUAUCCGAUCAAGCCACUGACGACGCCAGCGCCUCCCAGGGACGUAAGGAUCAUCGGUCUGCGGAACUGUACCUGCCGCUGGAAGGUGGCAAUGAUGAGGUGCUCACUGGACGUGGCGGAGACGGCAGCACACCAUCCCGUCACAGCGAUCAUCGGUCUGCUGAGUUGUAUGUGCCUGGAGGGGGACCAAAUCUCGAGGUACAGAAGUCAACGCCAGAUGAGGAUGACUGGGACAUUCCGAGCGACGACCAGUCCAAGAAGGACAACAAGGCCAGCAGCUCGCUGGCCGACAAGACCCCGACUCUAAGCACGCCUAUGGAAGAAUUUCAUCAUGUCAACAAAUACCAGAAUGAAGCAUCCAGGACAGACGCGGAGAGCUCAAGAUUCCUCAGGUCGCCUGACAGUCGUGGCAAGGAACUGGAGAAAAUGCAACCCAGCCCCGACCUGUGGGACGACGAGGACUAUUUCAAGCCAAAGCCCGCCACUUUCGCAGAGCCUAACCAGGAGCCUUUCAGCAAGUUUGACAUCCACCCAGCAGUUGCUCGCGGGCUCAACACGAGCCCAGACAGACGUGUAGGGGAAGAGCGCCCCCUGGUCGGCCUCGGACUGAUUCACCGUCAUUCCUCAAUUUUUCAGGAGGACCAAGGCCAUGUGCCCAAACUGCUCACGAUGACCAGUGACAACGUCUCGACAGAUUCGGUAGCAAUCCAGGAGGCGGAGGCAGGACCAUCGGGCGAAUCUUCGCACUUGGGUUCACUGACAAGAAGUGCCACCGUUCCUGCGCGUCCUGACAGCGCACGUCCUGGCAGCAGUCGAUCUUACGACGAGGGCCUGAGUCCUGCAGUAAAGCAGGUGAACCACAAGCAAUGGUUUACCUUCGAAACAGGCCCUGCACAUGGAGCCAAUGUCCCCUUGGCCCGGAGUGUGUCCCCCGAUAAUCUGAGGCCAGUAUCGCCUGGUUUGCCGAGAUCGCCGCAGUUUCCGCCGCCCAGGUCACCACAACUCUCGCCGCAACCGUCGCCUAGGUCACCACAUUUCCCACCGCAACAGCCACCCAGGUCACCACAGUAUUCACCACGAGAUUCCUCUAGUUUCGAAGCCGCCAGAGACCCGUCCAAGAAGGGUAGUGUAGCCGCACUGGCCGAGAGAUUUGGAGGGGCCAAGAAAGCCACUGGUAAGACAGGAACAGUUUCUGAUUAUAUCGACAACCACACCCCCAAGGACGAUGACCUUUUCGAUGAACCUGCCAUGUGGGAAGGGGCCGAACACGUGCCCCUCAGAGCCGCCCACUUGGACGUGGAUUCAGGCGAUUAUUGGGCCGUCCAUGACACAAACCUUGAGGAAGAACAAUCAGAUCCUGACAUGCAGCAUUCAGGGCCGGGAGCAGCAGCGACCUCGCACGGUAGGGAGCCAACAACACCCGGCAGCGACAAUGUGAGUGAACCACGCUCACAGCCUGACGUAGAUGCCGGAACGUUUACGCCUCAAAUCCCAGACCAAGCCAGCCGAGAAGCGGAGAUCCCUCUGGAGUCUGUGGUCGUAGAAAGCCCGGUCCUCGGCUCCCAGCCCUCUGUCGACUUCCCCACAGACGAGCAGCAACCUCCGGUGAAAUCACCACGCGAAUUGCCCGAAGCUAGCCCUGAUCUGCCCGGAAGCAGUGAGGAUGCGACUUUGCACGAGUUUUUGUAUCAGCCGCAGGAUUCACCUACGCCCCCAUCCAGAAGCCCCGUACUUGAGAAUGUAAGCAGCUUCGAAGAAGCGACACCAUCCAUCGAAACAAGAGAUGAUGAUGAGCCGGCAGCCGGGCCCUCGGUCAUUGACUACAGCCGCUCCCUGCCAACGGGGCUGCCCUCAGUGCAAGAAGAGCCGCAUGAGGAAGAGGCCGAGUCCAGCAGACAUGUCCUCCCUGCGGGACCCCGAGCAAUGACGCCGGACUUCAACCGAGAUAGCGGCGUUGUGACAGGCUCGCCUGUCCCGCCGCGAGUGCAUCAGUUCGAAAGCGCCCAGCAGCAACGAGACAGUGGUGUGCACAUGCGAGACCCGGGUGGAGCGUCGCCACGGCUCCUGGGCACACGCGCAUUCAGCCCGCAGCCUGCACGCCUGUCACAUUCCAGCACCGAGGACGAUGGCGCCAACCUCGAAGACAAGUCGCCGGAGCGGUCGUCAACUGCAGAAAGCGAGGCACAACGACGGUUCAGGGAGUCAGCCCCAGUCCUGGAGGCCCAAGAUGCACCGGUCACUCCUGAGCCGCGGAAGAACACAUCCAAGUCGCGCAAGUAUCCAGAUCUCGGCCCGAGCCCGGGGAAGAAGGCGGCAGCGGCUUCCCUCGCAGGAGGAGGAGCCCUGCUUGCGGCAGGGGCGGCGAGGUCUCGGUCCGCAUCGCCGUCUCCAUCGCCGGCAGCCAGCCAGAGGGGUGUUUCCGACGUGACCGACGAGCUGCGAGCAUCUGCACUGCCAAGGCAGAGACGGGCAGCAUCGUCCAACACGGGCAUCUCGCGCGCAAGAACGCCUGAGCCGCUCAGUCUCCGGGCCGAGAGCCCGUCGCUGCUGCGGCACUCUGGCACACCGCCGCUUCGGUCCCGACGAACCCGGAGUGGAGACCUGCGGUCGCUCAGCCAAUUGAGCAACAGGUCGCACGGCGAUCUUGGCGCCCAAGCUAGCAGCUCCCCAGCCUCCGCAGUCUCCGCAGCAAACAAGGCGGGCUCGCCCACCCCAGCCUCGAGCGACCUGGGGAGAGCGACAACUCCAGGCGCCGCUGUUGCCCAAGGAACCAACAACGCCCCCACUGCCAAUGAAGGCCGUGUCCGCUCCAAGGACAUGGCCGAUGUCUACGACGGCGUCGGCGAGGGCCGCUUGGGCUCACCCCGCUCACCAACCCGACCGCACAGCAUGCGUCGCCGCCAGAGCAUGCAGGUUCUCGAGCUCGAGUCGCGAGUAGAGCAACUCAUCGCCGAGAACCGUGCCCUGCAAGAUGCAAGGACCCAAGCAGAGGCCCACACCACCAACCGCGCCACCAGCACGCUCGCUGAGCGCGACACCGAGAUCGAGGCCCUCAAGCAAUCCCUCGACUUCAUGCGCAAGGAGGUCCAGCGCCUGACUGAGGUCAACGAGGGCCUGAACAGCGCUAUCCAGCAACACGCUGUCCAGCACGAUGACAGAUACCGCCUCCUCGAAAACCAGCAUGCCGAGGCGACCAGGGAGCUGCUCGAGCACCGCGACCGCCACGACUCUCAUUCUCAGACAAUUGAAGAGAAGGACCAAGAGAUCAAGAGCCUGCGUGAGCAGCUCGAGGCCACAAAGGAGCAGAUCCGCGAGAUGCAAAAGCAGAUCCUGGCCACCAAGCCAGCCGACAGCGACUUCCUGCGCAUCAAGGACGUCGACUAUUUCGACCAUCGCUGUCAGCAACUCUGCUCCCACGUACAGCAGUGGGUGCUGCGCUUCUCCAAGUUCUCAGACAUGCGCGCCUGUCGCUUGACCAGUGAGUUGAACGAUGAAAAGAUCAUAGACCGCCUGGACAAUGCAGUCCUCGACGGGUCCAACGUCGACCACUACCUCAACGACAGGGUCAGACGUCGCGACGUCUUCAUGUCCGUGACCAUGACCAUGAUCUGGGAGUUUGUCUUUACCCGCUAUCUGUUCGGCAUGGACCGCGAACAGAGGCAGAAGCUGAAGAACCUGGAGAAGCUUCUCUUAGAAGUCGGGCCCCCGCAGGCAGUGCGCCAAUGGCGUGCUGUGACCCUGACACUGCUGUCAAAGCGGGAGCCCUUCAAGGACCAGCGCGACCAGGACACCGAGGCCGUCGUCCAGGCUGUCUUCCAGACCCUGUCCAUGAUCCUCCCCCCUCCGUCCAACCUGGAGGAUCAGAUCCAGGGCCAGCUGCGCAAGGUCAUGCGCGAGGCGGUCGACCUCAGCGUCGAGAUGCGCACCCAGCGUGCAGAGUACAUGAUGCUGCCGCCGCUGCAGCCCGACUACGACGCCAACGGCGACCUGGCCGAGCCGCACCCCUUCAACUCGGCCCUGAUGAACGAGCGCUCGGGCGACAAGAACGCCACCACUGACAACGACGAGCUCGAGGCCCAGGGCGCCGUCGUCCGCGUCGUGCUGUUCCCGCUUGUCGUCAAGAAGGGUGACGACGACGGCGUUGGCGAUGACGAGAUCGUCGUCUGCCCUGCCCAGGUCAUAGUCGCGAGGCCAAGGAGCAAGAGCAGGCAUUCGUACAGGGCACCAUCCUCGGAUGCAGGCGGCGUGAGUCUGUUGAGGGGAGGGAGCCCCAGCACGGCUCCGAACAGGAGCAAUGUGAGCAUGACGGAUGCUCCUGGCAUGGCUCCCGGUAUGGAGGGGGCCAUCUGA